GUGGGGGUGGGGGUGGCGGGUUGAGCAGUGGUGGUAAUGAUGUUGGAGGGAGAGAGGACGAUGAUGAGGCGAUGUAUGAAGCCAUGCUGGAGAGAUACGUGGUGGGGGUGGAGGGAGCAAGUAGCAGCAGCGUGGAGGGAAUUGGAGGGGAUGGAGACGGGGGAUUGAGGAGCAUGGGUGACGGUGGAAAAGUAGGAGGGAGAGUGGAGGAUGAGAUCAUGUAUGAAGCCAUGCUGGAGAGAUACUUGGUGGGGAUGGGGGCAGAAGGGGAUGCGAUGGCAGUAGAGGCAGAAAGGAGUGUUGUGAGAGUGGGGGGAGGGAGUCAGGAGGCGCCUGAUGCCACGAGGUACAAGGAGGGCGAAGGGCGUCUGGUGGCAGUAGAGGCGAUGGAGCGAAGCAGUGGUGGGGCGGAGGUGAGAGGGCAACAGGGGCAGGGGCAGGGGCAUGAGGAGGAGGAGGAGGAGGAGGGGGAGGAGAGGGGGGGAGGGGAGGAGGAGCAUUUAUUGGUGGUGCUGGGUCAUGAGGACGAUAUUCGGCGGCUGCUGCAGGGGGUGCUGGAUGCGGCCCUGAGGGCCACAGAGGGGGGCGGGUGGGUGCACGUGCACUGGCAGAGGGCGCCGGGUGGGGGCGUGUUGCUGCUGGUGGAGGACAGUGGCGUGGGCGUGCAUUAUCUGUCCGCCAGCCUGGCAUCCUCCUCCUCUACCAACCUGCCACCUGGCAAGCUCUCACGAGCCGCUGAUGCGCUGGCAGCAAUAGAGCUGGCACGGGGAGUGGCAGAGGCGGUGGGAGCAGUGAUGCGGGUGCAAUCGCCGCAUCUGAUCAACGCCCCCAAUGGUUACGGCGGGACACGAGUGGAGCUCUGGUUACCACCUGUGCCUCCUGUGGUGCAGUGAGGUGGGGAGAGGUGUAGCAGAGGGGCGUGGCAGAGGGGCAUGGGUGGGGUGUUCGUUCCGACAAGCAUUUCCAUGCGACAGACGGCCAGGGGGUGUGCUGGCAGCAGAAGAGCUACCACGGGGCAUGGCAGAGACACAUGGAUGGGCAACAAGCAAGCAGACGACCAGCAUCUCAGUGCAGCAGACAGCUGGGUGGUGUGGUGUGUGUGCGGGGAAGGGUUCAUGCCGUUAGGGGUAUUGGCUGGGGAAGGGAGGGAGGAGCAGGAGAGCAGGUGUAAUCAGAGGGAGAAUACGAGACAAGGAUUAUCCUCUGCCUGAUACCAACCCGCACCGCACUGGUCUCUUGCCCAACAAAACAAUGCUCAGCCUGAAAACCUCCCUGGGAGGCAAAAGAAGUGCACGCAAGCGAGUGAGGCAAUCCCGCAUGUGCGCGUGCUCUUUCGCAUGCCGACGUCAACUAGUGGCAGCAGCUCAGCAGCGGCAGCAA
Closterium sp. NIES-67 is the source of this 1380-nucleotide messenger RNA. The record is from the annotation of a GenBank genome assembly. Lineage: Eukaryota; Viridiplantae; Streptophyta; Zygnematophyceae; Desmidiales; Closteriaceae.